Messenger RNA from Leishmania braziliensis MHOM/BR/75/M2904, 2850 nucleotides. Its product is annotated as peroxisome biosynthesis protein-like protein. Bases 1 to 2850 code for a protein of 949 amino acids. Gene Ontology annotation, molecular function: ATP binding; ATP hydrolysis activity. NCBI's taxonomy places the organism in Eukaryota, Euglenozoa, Kinetoplastea, Trypanosomatida, Trypanosomatidae. The record is from RefSeq and is a predicted model, not a curated record. Gene Ontology annotation, cellular component: peroxisome; peroxisomal membrane; cytosol. The transcript has a single exon. Gene Ontology annotation, biological process: protein import into peroxisome matrix.
AUGCAGCAGUCAUCCUUUGAAGUCGCUGUGGACAGGAGCAGCCAGCACUCCUUCGUGACGGCCUCGCAGCACUACCUCGACAGCGUGCUGCGACCGCUCUACAGCGGCUGCCUGCCCCCAGCGGUGCCGUUGCGCAUUACAGGACAAAGCGGCAACAUCAUCUACGUCGGGUGCCUCACCGACCGCCCGCACACGCGCUCCAAGUUUGUGCUCCUUUUCCCUCUCGCGCUCUGCUAUGACCAUGGUCUAAGAGAGGGCGAGCUGGUGGAGUGCGUGCCGCUGUCCAACGCGCCGCGUGCGACUAAGGUAAUGGUGGCGCCGCUGACAGUGGACGACAGCGAGGUAGUGGAGCAGAACGCACUUCGCAUCGAGAGCCUGCUGCUCCGCCAGGUGCAGGUCGUCUUCCCCUCCAUGAUCAUCUCCGUCUCUAUCUUCCCCGGGGUGCCAGCCAAGGUGAUUGUGACCACCAUCAAGUGCGGCGAUGCGGAAGAGAAGCUGCGUAGCGGAUGUGCGGCGAUGAAUGAGGGCACGCAUUUUGUAAUCGCCACCCGUGUUCGUCGGGAGCAGGCGGACGGCAUGACUGACGGUGCUGCCGCGCCGCCACUCUGGGCCUUUGUCCGCGGACGGCCCACUCGUGUCGCUGCUAGCAACGGGGCCGAGAGCGGCGACACGGCGGUGGUUCGGGUGCGCAGUGCCACAGCCGAGAGGUACCACUGGAAGAAUGGUACGGUACUCGGUGCCCUCGACUGCGCGGCAGUGGCGACGCUGGACACGGAAGACGUGACACCGGGGUUUCUGCGAGCACAUUUGAAGCAAGUCACCGUCGUCGUUGUGGACACCGCCGGCGGCGAGGCAGCGGGUGCUGCGGAGGAGGAGGAUGUGUGUGUAGUGGACUCCCUGGCGCAGGCGACAAACCUUCUCCUUACUCCCCACGGUCUCGACUCGUCAGCCGCUACGGCGGGGAAGGCUAGCGGUGCUGCAGCGGCGGCCCCUCCGGUGCUCUCGAAUCCCGCGCGACUCCCAUGCUCUGCGGUGGCCCUGGAUGCGGUCAUGCAGGUGCAUGGGAAGGUGGCAGAGGAUUUGCAGCGGCAUCUCGUGGCUGCCCUCCACCAGUCAAGCGUACCACAGUUUACCAACCUGCACCAGAGCAACGUGCUGGUGUGCGGCGGGAAAGGCUUCGGCAAGUCGACGGUGGUGCGCGCUGUGCUCGACACGCUGCCCGACGUGCACACCGUAACCCUCGAGUGCGGCAAGACUAAAUCCUUCUUAGUUGACAUCGCCAAGGCCUUGAGGGAGUGCGUGCUGUGCAAACCGGCAGUGCUGGUGCUGGAGAACUUUGAGUGCAUCGCGCCAGCGCAGCAGGAGGGCCACGUGGCGGCAAUGUCGGCCAUGACGCAGGCAGCGCUGGAGGCAACGCUGACACGCUUCUGCUACCAGUUCUCUAUUCGUCCGCAUGGGGCGGUGGUAGUGUUGGCGACGUGCUCGAGCCGCGACGCAGUGCACGAGACGCUGCGGUCAGUGUACUGCUUCCGGCAGAUCCUGACGCUGGAGGCACUGAAUCGAGCGUCGCGGACGGCUCUGACUGGGCAAUUGUUCCCACAUGCUCCUAGCGAAGACGUGGCGGCAGCGACGGCGCUAAUGGACAACUACACGCCGUUUGACGUGAAGCAGCUGGCAUUGCGGAUGCGGGCGAAGCUGGCGGCGGAGCCGGCCCUGUCACUGCGCGAGUGCGCCGAGAUCUGCGUGGCCUCCUUUACCCCGCUAGCGCACACCGGCAUCAACUUUCUCAAAGGAAACAAGGUGUCGUGGGAGUCGAUUGGCGGGCUGGGGGAGGCGAAGAAGACGCUGUACAACACACUGGUGCUGCCGAUCAAGCACCCCCAGCUGUUUGCGCGGCUGCCGCUCAAGACGCGCAGUGGCAUCCUGCUCUAUGGUCCAUCCGGGUGCGGCAAAACUUUCAUCCUCGAAUCGCUUGUCAACGCAGAGAACCUGCACUGCAUCGUCAUCAACGGCCCGGAGGUGUUUGGCAAGUACAUUGGGCAGAGUGAGCAAAAGAUCCGCGACGUCUUUGAGCGCGCGCAGGCGGCUGCGCCGUGCGUGGUGUUCUUUGACGAAUUUGACUCGGUGGCACCGCAGCGCGGGGCUGACAAUUCGGGCGUGACGGACCGCGUGGUGAACCAGCUUCUGUGUUACCUGGAUGGUGUGGAGGAGCGCAAGAAUGUAUUUGUCGUCGCGGCCUCGAGCCGGCCGGACCUGAUAGACGCGGCGCUCUUGCGGCCGGGUCGGCUCGAUAAGGCGGUGGUGUGCCCUGUGCCAAGCGAAGAUGAUCGCGUGGCAAUACUGCGCAGUCUGCUGAGCAAGACGUCGGCGCACUUUAGUGACGAGGAGUUGCGGCAAGUGGCGCGUCGCACAGUGAACUGGACUCCGGCCGACCUCUCGGCGAUGGUGUCGUCGGCGAACAUGCUGGUGAACAUGCGAUUCAUGGACAGCCUGACAAGACAGGUGCCUGGCGGCUCAGAAUGCAUCUGUGGUGGCAGCGCCACAAUGGCUGACGAGGACGGGUUUGUGAUUGCUGGCCUCGGCGACGGCGUGACGCGGGAGAAGAUGGGGGACGCGCUGAAGCAGCUCUGCCUGGCCGCUCGCGGUGGGGCUGAAGUGGCUGUCUCCAACAAGGCUGUGGCGGGAGCGGGGGUGGUGUCGAUGGACGACUUGUGGGCGUCGUUGGAGACGACGCGACCGUCGCUGACGGAGAAGGACCUCCAGAAGCAUGAGCGCAUCCACGCCCUCUUCUCCAAGGGAAAGGGCACACCUCCACCCAAGCCGCCCGGCUCGCAGCUCGUCACGCGGUGA